Emiliania huxleyi CCMP1516 is the source of this 231-nucleotide messenger RNA. RefSeq lists its product as hypothetical. The record is from RefSeq and is a predicted model, not a curated record. Gene Ontology annotation, cellular component: pyruvate dehydrogenase complex. The transcript is spliced from 2 exons. Gene Ontology annotation, biological process: pyruvate decarboxylation to acetyl-CoA. Lineage: Eukaryota; Haptophyta; Isochrysidales; Noelaerhabdaceae. The coding region runs from base 1 to 231 and encodes 76 amino acids.
AUGUGUGUGUACGGCCUGCCGCCAGGGGGAGUCGAAAAGUACCUCGUGAAGGUCGGCGACGCGAUCGCGGCGGGGGACCGCAUCGCCGAGGUAUCGACGGACAAGGCCACCGUCGACUUUGAUGUCGUCGACGACGGCAUCGUCGCCAAGUUCCUGAUCCCUGAGGGCACGCAGGACGUUGCGGCGCGAACCUCCCUGCCAGCCCCAGCCGUGAUAGCACCCUCGCCGUGA